Messenger RNA from Meloidogyne enterolobii, 1998 nucleotides. NCBI's taxonomy places the organism in Eukaryota, Metazoa, Nematoda, Chromadorea, Rhabditida, Meloidogynidae. The record is from the annotation of a GenBank genome assembly.
AUGAUUUUUUCUUCAGUUGGCUACUCAACGUGUCAUUGGUGUCAUGUUAUGGAGCAUGAGUCUUUUGAAGAUGUUGAAAUUGCCAAUAUUUUGAAUGAAAAUUUUGUUAGCGUUAAAGUCGAUAGAGAAGAGCGUCCAGAUGUUGAUAAACUUUAUAUGACUUUUGUUCAGAGUUUAACUGGUGGUGGCGGCUGGCCAAUGAGUGUUUUCCUUACGCCAGAGCUUGAACCUAUAUAUGGCGGCACCUAUUUUCCACCUCGCGACUCUUUUGGACGUCUUGGAUUUGCUUCUGUUUUAACAAUGAUUACCGAUAAAUGGAAGAUUAAUAAUGUUCAAAUGCGUAUUGAAGGGCGGCAAGUUGCUGAAUCACUACGUAGUGCUUUGGAACCUACAACAACAAUUAAUGAUGGACAAAAACAAAACUUUCCAAAUUCUGUUUCUGCUUUAAAUGCUAGUUUUGAAUGGCUCUCUAAACGGUUUGACUCCACUUUUGGUGGUUUUGGUACUGCCCCAAAAUUCCCUAAAACUGUUGAUUUGGACUUUUUACUAAAUUUCUAUGCAGUUAAAAAACCUUCAGUUGAAGCUGAUAAAGCAUUAAAUAUGUUAAAAUUAACUUUUGAAAAGAUGUUUGAGGGUGGAAUACACGAUCAUGUUGGAAAGGGUUUUCACCGAUAUUCUGUUGAUUCUAAAUGGCAUGUUCCACAUUUUGAAUUGGGAGGUUUCUACAGUGCCGAAGAUGCUGAUUCUUUACCUGAAGAAGGAUCUAAAAAGAAACGUGAAGGGGCCUUUUGUGUUUGGACAAAAACUGAAGUGGAAAGAGUUUUAGGUGAUAGACCUGCGAGGCAUAAUGAAAAUGUUUGUCUUGAUGAAAUUGUUUGUGCUGCUUUUGGUAUUCGAGAUGAAGGAAAUGUGCCGUCUUCUGCUGAUCCACAUGAUGAAUUGAAAUUACAAAAUAUUCUUCAUCUCGUUCCUCGUCCUCAACUGGAGGAAAUUUCAAAAGAACAUAAAAUGUCUCUCUCUGAACUUUGUGAAUGUAUUGAAGAUUCGAAACGUUUUCUAGCUGAAGAACGUGCUAAAAGGCCAAAGCCACAUUUAGAUAAUAAAUUGGUUACUGCUUGGAAUGCUCUAGCAAUUUCUGGAUUUUGUGCUGCUGCCACAAUUAUUGAUGAACAAAACAAAGAAUAUAGAGAACGGGCAGAAAAUGCUGUUAAAUUCAUAAAAGAACAUUUAUACAAAGAGGAAAGUGGUGAACUUUUACGUUCUGUUUAUGUUGAUGAAAGUGGAAAUAUUGUUCAGAGUUCCUCUCCAAUUUUGGCAUUUUCUGAUGACUAUGCCUUUUUAAUUGAGGCUCUAAUCGAUCUUUAUUCACUCAAUUUCGAUGAAAAUUUAUUAAAAUGGGCAGAACAAUUACAAAAUAAAAUGGAUAUACUCUUUUUUGAUUCAACAAAUAAUUCUGGUUAUUUUACCUCUCGUGCUGGGGACCAGUCAAUAUUUGCACGUAUUGUUGAUGAACAGGAUGGAGCUGAACCCUGUUCAACAUCUGUAGCUAUUUCUAAUCUUCUACGCCUUUCUUCUUUGCUUGAUUCUAAAGAAUUUAAACAACGUGCCGAAUCUGUGUUUCUCUCAACUACUUGGACAGAACGUUUAAAUAAAUUUCCUUUUGUUGUUCCUAAACUUUUACUUCCUUUAUAUUCACUGACUAAUCCACAAUUUCAGUUUAUCAUUGUGGGAGAUAUAAAUGAUUUGACAACUCAAAAAAUGCUGCAAACAAUUCAACAAAAAUAUUUACCGAUGGCUACAAUUAUAUUUCUUGAUGCUAACAAAAUUAAAAUAAAUGGAAAUAAUUCUUUUCUUUUACAAAAGAAUUCACAUUUAAAAGAUUAUAUUGAAAGUUAUAAAAGUGGAGGGCCUCCAACAAUAUUUUUAUGUCAAGCAGAAUCAUGUGAAAUGCCUCUAAAUUCUUUGGAAGAAUUACAAAAAAGAUUGGCUAAAUUAUAA